Molecule: messenger RNA, 5361 nt
Organism: Gasterosteus aculeatus aculeatus (three-spined stickleback)
Lineage: Eukaryota; Metazoa; Chordata; Actinopteri; Perciformes; Gasterosteidae
Gene: tnks1bp1
Product: tankyrase 1 binding protein 1
Source: RefSeq, a predicted model, not a curated record
ACCGUGGAGGACAGAGGGAGUGUCGGCUGAGCAGCCUGACGUCCCGUGUGAAUGACUUGAAGAAAGAAAAACACACACACACACACACACACACACACACACACGUACACGUACACAAACACUGACAGGAGCUGAGCAGACGAGACGACCCCGGAAAACGGAGGAGACUCGUUUUUCUUUUGAAACUUCUUCCCCCCCGUCCUUCACCUGUAUGGCUCUGUGACGACAAAAGCAACUCAGUAAUGGAGAGCCCCUUUGAGGUGUCCCAGAUGGGUGCCCCCAAGCCAUCUGUGCCCCCCAAACCUCUGCUCACUCCCAAGCCCUUCUCCCUGCAGAAGAACACCACCAUUCGCUCCAUCAAUGCCCCAAAGGCGGCUGGUGUAGCCUCUAGGACAACGACACAGCGUACCGAUAAAUCUAAGGCCAAACCGCGCGCCUCCCCCCCGGCUCAGAAACCCCCUCAAAAAACCCUCGCCUCAGAUUCCCAAGCCAGCCCUGUGAGUGUGCUCACGGAAGAACUGCCCAAAACAGCCAGGGAGAGCAAAGCAAGCCCAGAUGGAGAGGACACUCCCGAUUCUGGUGUAGGAAAAUCUGAUCCAGUCACACAAGCCGCUCCACCAAAAGAGACACCCAAGUCCGAGUCAAUCCGUAAAGAUGAUGUCAACCAAGCAGACCGAAGUAAUGUUGUAAACACACCACAGAUAGACGGAAAAAAGACAGAAGACGAGGCUCAGACUUCUGCCGCCCAAAAUAUUCCAGAUUCGGGAAGCAACGCUUCUUCUGCAGACAAUGCGGAGAAUCGAUGGGGCGGCAGCAGGAAGCGGCUGUCCGUGAAGCUCACCUCAAAGUUUGAGUCAGUUGGCGUGUCUCUGCCCCCCCAGCCAACCAUCCCUGCAACCAGCACCAAAGGUGAUGCGAACAAACCAGAGGCCUCGGAACCAGAGGCCCCGGAACCUGAGCCGGGCCGCACAACACCGAAGCCCUCAGAUAGAGAGAUUGACGAAGGUGCACCGAAGGAGGAAUACAGUGGAGGAGGCAGUAUAAAACGCAGAAUCAGUCGCCUGUUUGACUCGUCGUCGAGGCCAGAACCCAUGACGAAGAGAGACGAGCCAGAGGCUGUAAAUAGUGUGGGAGGUGUGAAGGGUGUAAAGGAGAGAAUGAAAAUCUGGGCCGCAGAAACGACCCCUGACGAUCCGAAGGCUGAGAAGCCGCCUCCGGUUGCACCCCGAAGUCGCUCAAAGAGAUUACAACCAGCAACAGCUCCAACAGCGGUGAAAACACCCGAAAUACCAACUGUUGAACCUCCCGUAACAGGGACGCCGUCCAGCCAGGCCGUGCCUCUUCCCUCAAAGGUGUCCCCUGCUGAACCACCCACCGACAUCCCAAUGCAGACAAACAAAGACGCUGCCGCUGACGAUAAGUUCCCGGAAAGCUGGAGAGUAGAACGUAUGCAAAACCGAUCGACAGAGGUUGAUGUACAGCUACGCAAACGUAGCUCAUUCAAAACCCCCACCGUGGCUGAUGAGGGAGACUCUGCAGAGAGUGCUGAACACGCUCCAAAGAGGGACAACGGCAAACGGCGAUCCGUCCGCUUUAGUGUCGUGGAGAGAGACGACGGCGGGCCGCCGACGUUCCUGGGCUCCGCGUCUGAAUCCAGCGACGAAGAAGGAGAGGCUUCUGAGGCCGAAGCUGAGGAGGAGAUCCCCGUUUCGGUGCCCGUCUACAGACGAGUGGGAGGUCUUCAGAGGAAAGAUGAUGAUGAUGAUGAUGAUGAUGACAAAGAAGAGGGACGACUGAAACAUUUGGAAUUUGAAAGAAGGCGCCGAUCAGAGGAGCACGAUCAGCCACAACUCAAGAUGGAAGACGAGCUGAAACGAAAAGAAGAAGAAAAAGAAGAAGAAAGGGAGGAAGAAAAGGCUAGGCAGAAGAAAGAGGAGGAAAGGAAAAGAGACAGUCUGAAGGAGGAGCGCAUAGAGAGACAGAAGAGGCAGGAAUGGGAGAGAGAACAGUUGAUAGAAGAGGAGAGGAAACGGGAAAGGCUGAGAGAGGAAGAGAUGGAGAGGGAAAAGCAGAUGGAGAUGCUGCUGCAGAGACAGAGAGAAGAGGAAAGAGAGAGGGCAAAGCAGAAAGAGCUGAGACUUCAACACGAUCAGGAGGAGAGUGAAAAAGAAAGGCUGAAGGAGGCGCAAAGGGAAGAGGAGAGACUGAGGCAGGAAAGAGAAAAACAAAAGUUUAGCGAGGAGGCGAUUAACGAAGAGAAAAAACGAGAGGACGAGUGGGAAAAAGAGCAGGUGGAAAAGACAGAGAGACUGAGGGGAGAAGAGGAGAAGGGAGGAGAGAAUGGGGUGGAGCUGGUGGAGCAGAGACAGAAAGAGGAAAGACUGAGGAGAAGAGAGGAGAAGGAGAUUUUGGUUCGCAACCAUGCGGAUUACCAAAUGGAGGGAAAACUGAGAGAGACUGAAAUUAACAAAAAGAAAAAAAGAGAGGAGGAGUGGGAGAAAGAGUGGGUGAAAAAGACAGAGAGACUGAGGGGAGAAGAGGAGAAGGGAGGAGAGAAUGGGUUGGAGACGAUGGAGCAGAGACAAAAAGAGGAAGAACUGAGCGAGGAAAGAGAAAGACAGAGGAGAAGAGAGGAGAAGGAGAUUUUGGUUCGCAACCAUGCGGAUUACCAAAUGGAGGGAAAACUGAGAGAGACUGAAAUUAACAAAAAGAAACAAAGGGAGGAGGAGUGGGAGAAAGAGUGGGUGAAAAAGACAGAGAGGUUAAGAAGAGAAGAGGAAGAGAAGGAGUUGACGCUGAAGGGAAAGACAGAUGAGGACAGGGAGAGGGCGAGACAGAACGAGGAGAGACUGAGGCAAGAGGAGAGGCAGGAAGAAAGAUUAAGAGACAAAGAGAAGGAAAGAGAGAGGCAACAAAGGCUGGAAGAACAGCAAGAAAAAGAGGAAGAGUUGGAGAGAAUGAGGCAAAUAGAGAGCAAGAGAGAGGAAGAGGAGAGGAAGAGGCAGGCAGAGAGAGAAAGAGUGCAAGAGUUGGAGAGAGUACAGCAGGAAGUGGAUCAAAAGCGAGAACAAGACCUGGAGGAAAAGUUGAGACUGGAGGAGGAGAGAGGAAGGGAGGAAAUAGGGAGCGCAGCGGACACAGCAGAGUCAAAUUUAAUCCUCUUUGACUCCAAAGAUGUGCCUCAGAAGUCGGAAUCCCCAAAUUCCCCCGCUGCAAAGUCCUAUCAGCCCACAGAGGGUCAGCUGAAAGUCGCGUACGACGACUUCUCCGUCAGGCCGCCUCUGACUCAAGUUGUGUUUGACGACUUUUCAGUCAAACCAAAGCGAUGGGGCUCGCAGGCCAAAGGGGAAUCCAGUCCGCUCAGCCACCGUCGCUCAGCUGUCUCUGCGGAUAAAGGAGAAGUUCAGGCGCCGCUGGAUGUCACAAAUAGGGUGCUGGAGCAGGUGGAAAAACCAGAGAGCCCAGAGCCUACAUUAAGCUGGGAAAAUCCAAUGAAGGAAGAGGAAAAGCUCAUCUCCAUGGAGGAGGACGAGGACGAGGAGGAGGACGAGGAGGAGGACGAGGAGGAGGACGAGGAGGAAGAGGACGAGGAGGACGAGGAGGAGGAGGAAGAGGGGGGAGAAGAAAAGGAGACCCAGAGGGAGGACGAAGCGGAAGAAGAGGACGAGCAGGAGGCACCAGUUAACAGUUAUAGCACAAACAGCGAGGACACUGAUGCUUUGAUAGACAAUGAGCCAGACGAGCAGAAUGGGGCUGGUGAACAGACAUCUGAAACAGACAGCCCAAAGCUCGUCCCUGACCAGGUUCCUGAAGUCUCUGAGGACCUUGAUACCACUGAUUUUAACAGGGAGCCUGAGUACGCUCCAUUCCCUGAGAGCUCCACCGAUCUCCUCAACACCAGCGCACAGAAAUCAAAAGCCGAACUGGGAAGAAAACGAAAUCGGACACGUCCGUCACGCUCGCUGCAUGGCGGUUUUGCUCAUUUGGAAAGCAGGGACUGGAAGAUUGACGACUCCACAGAUGAAAAGGAGGUAUCUUCUAAGCAAAGGGAUCUAGACUCUGAGGAGGAGCAGCCUAAACCGAAAAUAGUCUGUUCUCCUCCUCCUACCACCUCUCAGAGAGUCCCCAUGUUUCCAGGUUUGAACCCUGCAGCCUUAAUAGCUCAGUUAAAAAAGAGGACAAGUGGAGGAAGAACUAGAGGAGGAGAAGAGGCAGAAGAAGACAAGGGACGGGGGGUGAAGGAAAGUCGAAAGGAGGAAGUGGCACCAUCUCCCUCACAACUGCCCCGCUCUUCUCGCUCUGCCGCUCAUCUGGCGGGGGCUGCUCGAGUGCUGCCUCCCAUAGGCGCCGCGGACCAAGGGCCCGUCUCCUCUCCAGCUUGGCUGAAAGAACUGAAGUCUAAGAAGCGCCUCAGUCAGUACGACAGCGGGACUUAGCCAGACGCAGAAGACACUGUGACUUUGCUGUUCAGCACGAAUCAAUCCAUCUCAGCUGCUGAUGCUGACAGACGCUUUGCCGUGAUUGCUCCAUUUUCAUCUUUGAGUGCCUUAACUUGGAUCUUUCUGCUUAACGUAGGGGCCAUCAAGAACUUUCCUGGCUUGUAAAUGAAAUAUGGUGCCACGGCUUUGUGCCAAGACUGUGAUGUGUUAAUGCCAAGUAGAUGUUUUAUCUACUGUUGUACAGAGACUCAAUGGAGGGGGAGGACACUAACGUAAUUUAGAGCAAAGCCAUGGAUUGUUUUACUGUUUAAAUGUUUUAGUCCAUUAUAUAGUGAGAGGGACUGACGACACUAGGCCUUCAUUAGGAUAUCUACAUAUGUAUGUACAGAAAAUGAUGACUACGAAUACUGUAUGCCACGUUAAGUGUGUUUAGUUUAAAUUGGACAAAAGGCCUUUUACAUCAUCUUUUCAAUCACAGAUUGUCUCAAGUACACUUUUAAGCACUUUAAAAAAAAAGAUAUAUAUAUAUAUAUAACAAAUUACCAUCCACACAGUACAACAAAGCAAUAGAAUCAAUCAAGGUCCUAACUGUAAUAUACAUGGUCAUGAGAAUCUUUAUAUUUGUUACACCAUGAAUAUCGGUCAUCUCUUUCCAGGUUCACACAACUUAAAGAUGUACAUCAUGUUUUUUUCAUGAAAAAGCCCAAUAGCUGGUCCAAAAAAUGAGCUUGGAGGGAAUUUUGAGCACAUAUUUGUGGGAGUGUUUUGGGACAUCUUUAACUCAGAUUACUUCACUUGAUGUUUUUAUGUGCAUGCUUGAUGUGAAGUCACUGUCAUCCAUGCUGUAAUUGUGUGAAAUCAACAUGCUGUAUGACAAAUGGAAAUCGAGGGAAUUUUAUUAAAACUUUUCUAUGAAAUGCAA